GUCGAAGCCAAAAAUAGUGUCGGGAGAGAAAAAACAUGUCGUCGGGAGAAAGCCUAUCACAUUCUACUGCGAGUGAUCACGAUAAAAAAAUUGACAGACAGCUUUGUGAGGGAAGUGAGAAUGUCGUGGUAUUAAGGAGAGAAGAACAGUUUUCGAUGAGAGGAGGACUGAGGGUUGAAAAAACGCGAAGGCUGAAAAAAGAACGAGUAUGGUGUUCAAGUGAGGUCAUGUUGAGAGCACUACAAAAGUGUAAGUCGUUCACCUCGAGAUCGACACUCGUUUGCUUGCUUAUGAUUUUUACAAGAAGCUAGCUUCUAGUAGAGCAAUUUUACAUACCACAAACUGUCCUCGUCGUUGUCGUUUUAGAAGUACUGCAGAAACUACCGCUAAGCACAAGUUAUAAUGUCGAAAGUUCGAAUCAUUUGUUUCGUUACAUUACAGGCUGCUUGAACUCAAAAAACACUCCCCCCUUCUCUGUGUCUGUGCCCUCCUCGUCCGAUGAAUAUUUCGUGGUGCUUCAAAGGUAGAUUCUGAAUCAGAUGAUAGGAUAGAUUCUUUUGACUUCUCUGCAGUAUUGACAGUCACUCGCAUCGUUACUGACAUCCACCCACAAAGCCCGCAUAUUUUAGACAGACAACUAUUAGAGUCAAGUUCUCACAGAGAGAAGUAGUUGAAGUUGUAUCAUCUGCUAUCCUGUGAAGAUAGUAGAAUGAGUCGAAUGACAGCACCAGUUGGCUCCUUGUGGCGGAGGUAGAGGCUGGUUCUUUCCUCUCGGAGGUAGGAUGGCGGAGGUAGAGGGCGUGCGGGCAGGAAGCUCCCCCGCGGCCUCCUCGGGAGCCUCCUCAAUAUGGAGAAAUCUAGAAAUCUCGGAGCAUGAAUCUAGAGGACAGCCGUUCGAAAAUGCGCCAAGUGCGCCUCCUCCAGGGCAGGAACAGCAUCUUCAUCUACGCGAGGUGAAUGUACUUGUUGAAGCCACUUCUAGUUCUAGUUUUAAUAGUACAGGAACAUCUUCAACAAGAGACGUUGAAGCAGGACACAAACUAGUCCUCGUACAACCAAGUAGAUGUUCUUCUUCUACCUCGCCUCCGGGAAGUGUCGAUGAAGAGCAACAACUAGAAGAAGAUCUCGCAUGUUCGAGACAAUCAUUACCUCAGCGAGGAUGUCUAGCAAGGAUGCCUAGGAGCCGAAAGAGAAAAGCAGCACGAGGGACCGCAGACCAUAGGAAAGCAGCGCUAUCUGCCAGAAAAAGAGCACCAGUUGAUGAAGCUUGUUGUAAUAUGUCGUCGAGGAAGAAUCAACCUUGUAAGAUUCUUCACAGAAGAACAGGCAAGUCGCGCAGGGCUCCUAAUAGGAUAAGACGGCUAGACGUUUGUACUAGGAGUACAAGUAGUACAUUUAGCAGUAGUACAACAACGUCUGACGUAACUUCUUCAUCUGCGAUAGAUGCGGUGCAACACGCUGGUGACGAUGUAGUAGUUGCGGACGGCUAUGAAGACACAGGGAUAAGUGGGAUACGUGAGGAGUACAGCCUGCUCGGCCGUCGUCGGGGUACGAGGAGACGAAGGAAAAGCAGGUCAAAUGAAGCAUCAUUUUCAUCUCCUGACCCUGCGGCUGCAAUACCCGCUGAAGGAGUAACUCUAGAAGCUGACGAGGAUGCUGCUACUUUACACAGCGACUCUACUAGAUGUACAAACUACGAUGAUGCUGGCACUUGUAGAAGUGACACAGCGUCUGCGUCAAGUGAUUUUGCCUGUCGAGACGGAUCUCAUGCUUCACGGACGUGCCGGCACAGACCUAGUGCGGAGGGAGGUGGCAUCAGCUCUAGUUUCACGAGCAAGAAACUACAGGCAAGAAGGCAACAGAGAUGUGGCCGUUCGUUCCUCACAGCGGUCGGAGUAUUCGCGAGUGGCGCAAAUGUUGUUUUAGCGAACAAUAGUGCUCCCACAUCAACUUCCUCUGGAACAUCUUCGAGUGGACAAGAAAAUAGACAAGAGCAGAAACAGGCACAGACUAGUACUCGUAGUCAAGCUUCUUCUUCGUCCUCAAGUAGCAGUAGUACACCUACUAGAACAAGUGCAGAAGCUCCUGUUCCUCAGAGAGAAGAUGGUGGCACUAAACGAAAUUUGCGGUAUCGUCCAGGGGAAGAAGAACUAAGGAGAGAAGCGAAAAACCCUCCAGAGCAAUCAGCGCAGCCAUCUUUCGCAUCCCGAUUAGCCGCUCAAUUUGACGCGAUACGGCGCUCAUUAUUCAGCGAUGAUAGGAGUAGCAGUAAGGACAGUAAAGACGGAUCUUCUGCUGGUUCUGGAGGUGGAGUGACGAGCAGUAGUGCUUCCAGCAGUAGUCGUGCUAAGUUCUCUGGUACAACACCUUUAGAUCCUCGUGCGCCUGCGCCGAAAGGGUACAGCAAAAGAAUAGAUUGGAAACGCAGGCGACUAGAAGUUGUACCAAACGGCGGGGUUUACUGGACAGGCAACGCGAAUAUAGCGCGCGACUCAAUGUCGCUGUACACCUUGCCUUCAUCCUCGGAUAAGAGCGCGCUCGAUACAACCGCUGCCGUCACCGCAGGUGAUUUUACAUCGUCCUAUCACAUCAUGGAGUCGGCAGAGGAAUACUCAGCGUUGCAUCUUUAUGCUUUUUGGUUCUGUAGCACAUCACUGCAGCACAUCACUUCUAUCGUGCAGUUCCGUAAGAUACAUGUCUUAAAAAUUCUGUAAGAUAGAUCAUGUCCUCUAGAAUUAUAUCAGUUAAUCUGAAUCGUUGAACUGACAACUUCUGCAGUCGAGUGCUGACCAGAGGCUUGAUUAUUCCUCCUGUUUUCCCUUCCCCUUCUUUCUUCAUUGUUGGCGGUUUAGUGAGCCAAGUGCGCACACGUGGCUGUCCGGAUUGCGCGCCACUCUCAAAGUUCGCUUCGUCAAUAACGAUGUAACGAAGACAACCGCCUCUCUCAAUCAAAAAUGCCAAGACGGACAGGAUUCAGUGCCUGGUUGCUCUGUUCUCUCGCAAGCAUGGUGUCAGAGUGUUAAGAUUUGCAUUUCUUUGUAGUUGUUGUACUUGUAGUGACUUACACGAUUUGUAUGUAACUGUAAUAUAACUCGUAGUAAGUUUGUAUUUAACUAAUAAGUAGUUAGUUUGUAUUUAACUAAUAGCCAUAAUACUCUUACAUCUGGGGAACCACUGUUAAUUAUUCCUUGUAUUUGUAGGUACACGCUGUAUGAGCAUGUUUUCUUAUCCCCGAUGGGAGAGAAUGAGCAUCAGAGAUGUAUGAUGAUGAGGAAUCCAUCUCUCUAAUCUCAGAGGCAAAGGCAACCCUACUUUUUCGGCUGGUGGAGCAGAUAACUUGCAAAACGGUUGGUUACAGUUCGGCCCUCCAGGUGAAGCGACGAGCACAGCGUUGACAUGGAUGAUGGGAGGCUAUUUCCGAAUCUGUGUUUAUGGGCAUGAUCCACUGCAUCAAAUUCUUGCUCCAAAGGAGUAUUGGAAAACUUGACCGAGUAGACGUAACUAUUUUAGCUGCAAGUAUGGUAUGUAAUAAAGAUGAAUUCACUUCGGUUUCAAUAACCUUCCAAAAUAACGAUCAUUAUAGAUACAUACUUCUUGAACCUGUGACGAUAUCGAUAGUGCGCUGCUCUAAGGCCUCUCCGGUGAUGGCAGUUAUAUGACGGGGAAUGUUGAUGUUUGGCCUGUUGAGACAGAGGUCUUUGGCGUCUACGACCACAACUACGCUGCAUCAGACGUGGACUAUUUUCGGGUAAAGAAGAAUUAUGGUUCCCACGGUUUUGGAUUCACUGUUUUGGAUUCAGAUAUAGAACUCGUCAGGGAAAUCGUAGGCAUCUUGCCGAAUAGAUUCAAGCCAUCAUAGCUAGCUUCCGACUCCUUUAGUUUUAGCUUCACGGUCGCGGUUGCUGCGCUCUUCGCCAAUUCCCGCUCUAAUCCUGAUACCACUGCUACAUUCUGCGGAAUAGCUACAACAAUCCAGCGAACAUGUACGUUUCCGAGAGUUCGCAUUGUGCGAUCGCUUUUGAUGAUAACGUGAUUGAUCCUACUCUGCGGGCUGCCGGAACCGGUUUCCAGGCGACUCAAGGUUGGGUUGGCACCGGAGAGAAUCAGUUCAAAGGUAGUUGGGGGCCUGCGUUCGACAGUGCCACUCCAGGAACGACGGACUUGUGCGGACAGCCCACUUAUGCGACGCAGGUGUGCAUGAACGGCCCAGACUGCAGCACGCCUGGUGAGAUUAAGGCUAAACCUGGUAGUACUGGCUUUUUUUUACUUUCCUAGGUUACUUACGCCUUUGCCUGGUUACUCUUUUUUCUAUCUUUCCUAGGUAGGUUGGCUCCACCGCCUGGUUACUCUUUUUUCUAUCUUUCCUAGGUAGGUUGGCUCCACCGCCUGGUUACUCUUUUUUCUAUCUUUCCUAGGUAGGUUCUUGGCUCCACCACAAAUAUUGUUUUCAUCCAUACUCUCAUUGAUUAAUAUUUUUUUGUUGCAGGAGUUGGCUUAGUGCUGGUUAUUGUUAUCCAUGUUAGUUGAGACGAGUAGUGGUUUAGGCGUUGACCUGUACCCUUAUCAUUAUCCACGCUGGUGGAGACGAGUUACCCUAGGAGAGCAGAGGCUUGAACUCAAGGGGAAAAGGGGGCCGCUCCAGGAUGCCCCCGCUCAAGAUGGACGAUAAGGGUCAGCUCUAAUGAGACGGACGCCGGAGCGCGUGUCCGUUUGGCCACGCCUCGCGUUCAGGGUUACGGCCGUUUUCACCUGCCCAGUGCGAAGAACACAUUAGCGGGUUCAGGGUCGGUGGCAGACGGCGACAAGUUCGUGCCCUUCUCGACCGCCGCCUGCUGGUGCUCGGCUUCCCUCGCCUGCAUCCCUUCUCGGUAUGCGCAAUAUGCGCAGAUGAUCGGUACAGUGCACUACUACACCAGCAAGGUAUGUCGUGCGGACGACAAAUCGUGCGCAACGGAUUACGUUGGGACAGUGUCGCAGAAGCAUUUUAAGAUUCGCAUUAGUUGUCCGAAAGGAGCUUGUGCGGAUGCAAUGAAUAACCGCUUCAAAAUCAUCGCCAGAGACCCGACUGCCAGUGCGACCUACGAUUAUCCAGCGUUCGACUCGAGAAAUAUAUGCAGUUAUGACGAAUCCAUUUUCCGAAUUUUUAUUUUCCGAAUCCAUUUUCUUUUUCCACUUGAAGAUUCACUGUGAUAAUUGACUUAGACUUUGUGAAAAACUUUUUUGUCGUCGAUUUGAGAAGAAAUAGGGUAUUAAUUACACAUGAGAAGGCGGUUUUAGUUAGGGCUCUACCAUAAGUAUACAUCACAGGAGUCUGGUAGCGUAAUUGUCACAAAAGCCAUCUUCACCCAUACCGCCUUCUCUCUCCUCUCCCCUUUUCCCAACUUCCACCUUCCUUCCACACACCUUCCUUCCACACUCCCUCUAAUUCCGAUCGCAGAUGCACGGCCGAAAUUUCAAAGGGCGUGAGAUUAUGGCUACGACGCCAUUGCCUACAGGGGUGGUGUUGCCACCGGGAUCAGGCGUUUGUUCAGGGGUGUUGGAAUGCAACAUGAAUGGUACGGUGAGGAUAGCCAACGACCCACAAGUGAAAGAAUACCCGCCAUACACGCAGGACGACCCACUGGUCACCAUACCCUACAAUACAGGGUUCAAAUUCAAUCAAGGUACUGUAUUGAUUCAUCUACUUUUGACUUUUGAAGAGAAGUUGAGUUGUAACAAACGAGAUUGAAGAGACUUCCUUUCUUGCUUUUUCUCUUGUAGUUUAUUUUCGUACAUACACGGCAUCAUUCGGGAGUUACUAACUUACAGAUUUAUAAGGGGAACCUAGUUUUUUCUUCAACAUCUUCUUCGAAGAUGUUCUCUUAUAUCUUAAAAAAAUUCACCACACAGCCGAGCACCACUACGAGCGUGUGAAUUUCCAUAGUUCUGUUGGCCUCGACAUCUGCUAUUGCGAUGGCGCCUGUACGGCUUCAGGCGGAGCCAACUGGUUCAAGGUUGGCCAGAUGCGCUUUACCGGUAUCCGCUUGCUAUCCAGCGUCACUCCUACAGCAACGCAACCAGCACAACAGAGUUUUUAUGGCUUGAUGAUUGAAUCUUGCUGUUCGUUGGGAAGCAUCUUCUUAGUCUUAGACUUAUUUUGUCCUUUCUUUAGACGGCUAUAAUAGCAUGCCAAACACAAAGAUUACAGAACAGACUUCCAACGAUUACAACAGACUUCCAACGAUUACAACAGACUUCCAAAGAUACAACUAUCUCUAAAGUUUGCAGUACGUGCUCGAGUCUGGACAGAUCGUGUUUCAGCGGGCAGUGGCAGACCAUGAAGUGAUGGGCCUGGCGGAGGGUGGUGUGAUCAAGGUCAUCCAGGACAACGAUUUGAACAAGAACGACGACAGCUGUCGCUCGUCGCACAACACCCACGAUGCAAAUCUGGUGGAACCAGUGGGGGGUUUGUCGUCUGCCAGUGCCUUCACAAACUACAAGGGAACAGCGAGUGGAACUGAUCGAUUGGUAUUCUUUACGAGCGACUUGCAUUAAGGGUAGGUUAAAGGUGCUUUUCUUACCGCUUUUUAUGCCUCUCCUAAGGGAGAAAGGCAUAACAAGCGAGGUAAGCGAGCACCAAAAACCUACCUCUAAUUGUAGACUUGAUUUGAUUGGCUUUGGACAUGAUAGAUACGCUCUUAUUUGCACAUUUAUUAGAUGCCAUGCUUUAUUGUCUUGCAUCUUCUGGGUGUCACUCUUUCAUUCCUCGAUGCAGCACGAUCCUAUUAACGCAGUUAGAUUUCUUACCAAUUCGUGACUAAACCAUUGACUCACCUAAUACCACCAGGCAUUCAAUGGUGGCAAUUCCGCCAGCAACAAGAUCACAGUGAAGAAAGCUGGGGUGGUUGCCAUUUGCUACUGCCAAUUCGCCGACGCUGGUGGGUGUCUGCUGCAGGACUACUGGAUGAUGGCUGCCAGGAUGACUAUCAAAGGACCAAGCAACAACCACAAUUGGGCCUUUUCGACACAGGUGGUGUUUCGGCUGGAAUACUUCGGUUACGGGCUGUCGAGCGAGAACAAACUGCGAAUUAUCAGUGGUACAUAAUGGGAAUUUGAUUUUGGCGAUUCGCACGAUUGUAGUUGCACCACUCAUGAGCCUUGCAUAUGGAGGUGGAUAUUUGUAAUCAUGAUUUCAAUUCUUUUUUUGUUUACAAGUAAGUUGCACACGCAGUCAGUCUGAAGAUAGCCCCGACUGUGAUUUACUCACACAACAUACAAUCAAAACGAAACCAGGUGACGGUAAGUGCUCCGACAACAACCGUAAUCCCGAUAAGGGUAGCUAUCCGUUCACCUAUCUACAAGUGCAGGCGCCAGAAGCGGCUACGAAUGUGGGCAGCAUCACAGACGAGGUGAAUGGAGACUUGAUGACGCAAAUUAGCACGUCCAGCAGCUUCAACUGCGACAACAAGUUCGAUAAUUGUCAGUUAUGGUGGCAAAUGUCUGUGUGGAUUUCAUUCCUUAGCUAGUCAUAGUCAAUAAUGUUUUUGAAUAGAAUAUAGUCUGUUUGAUUCUAGAGAAAAGUUUUUGAAUAGAACCUAUUCGGUUUUCUUCUAGAAGAAGGACCUAAUUUCUGUAGAAAUGGUAUUACGUACUCGUCUUUCAAAUUCCUGGUACUGGUUCAUCCUGGCAAAGUUCUAAUUCUUCGUAACGACAUCCGAAAAGUGGAGGUUAUUUCGCCAACCGAAACGCUCCUGGAGUUUGAGCUUGACCCCCUCUUCGAGCAAGACGGGUCCGAUGUGAUCACUCUUGGUGACAACAUUAUCUGUGAUCCCAACUCCUACCAAUGCACACCAGAAAAACUGAUGGAACUGAAGGGCGUCUUCACCUACGCGGAUAGUGGGGGGAAUGACGUGAGCGCUGCCGAUUCCUACAUGGUGGGCCACAAAAUCAAACCAACCGCGAAUCCUCUGCAAUGGUUGUUGCAAGUGGGGUGGCAACCAGACUGCUAUGGGACAGGGAACCCGCCACCGAAUAACGUCUGCGCAACUGGGGAGAACGGCUAUCCGCUUUUUCAGACCGUCUUUUUGAUUAUGGCAUAUAAGAAAAGUAGAUAGGUGGACACUUGACGAUAGUUACCCUUUUCUCUUUUCUAUCUCCCUCUGGUCUUUCUUUUUUCUAGUUAGGUCGGCUCCGCCACAAUUAUGGCAUAUAAGAAAAGUUAUCAGAAUUUCAGAAGUGGAAGUACAAGUGUGCUAGGUGAGGUUUGUUGGAGGUCAUGAAAAUUUGAAAGAGCAGCGUUUGCUCUCUUAACAUCAAUGUAGCAGACGUUGACUACGCCACUUCAGUAGAGACGACGACAUGCAAGAAUCUUCAAUUGAUGUCUCUCUCUUCUAAUCCGGACCAAAUGCGCGGGCAAUGGGCGCGACGCAACCGAGCUGUGACCAAGUGGGAAAUCAAAGGUGUGCGUGACCGUUCGAAUCUGCGAGUUUGCUACCAUUAUGGUGGUACCAACCCGAACAAUUUCGUGGAGGAAGUUGGCUUUUUGACUUUGAUCGGUGCUAACCCCAUGGAAGAUGUUCGACUCUCCCUGACGACGACGCUGCUAGAUGCGAAGGCACCAGUGGUGAUCUCGUUUAAGUUAUGGCAAGGGCUCUCCUAAGGAGGUACCUCUAUACUGAAUGGCCUCAUAUAUAGACGCGAGGUACCAUGACAGGAAAGGAAUUUUCCUUUGUUCUUGCGUUUUCAUAAUAGAUGCUGAUGCUGUCAUCUGUAGUUCAGUCAGAACUCGCGCUUUUGAUCGAUCUUACAACUUUGCUGUCUCCGAGUGAAUGGUUGAGAAUUUGGUGUAACCAUUACUGAUUCAUACCCUGAAAUGACAGCGAGUUCAAGCUGUGUCGGCCCCCUCUAAGAAACACCGCCUCUGCCACUACCGGAGCGCGAUAUUCGCAGGCCACGGGCGAGACCCAGCUGAAGUUUGUGCUGACUGACACGGCAACGUUUGAGGUUUAUUAUUCGGAUGACAUCGCAAGCAACAUCGAGUCUAACGCGUCUGAGGAUGAAAUCACUGAAGCCCGUCAGUACAUUUGCGGAAGACUGUUUCGAGAGAUGUGGUCAACGGAUAAGGUAUUAUUGUCUAGAUGUUCCUGACCGGUGUGAUUUUGGUUCUCUCUUACUUCCUACUUUUAUCUCGUCUUAGGAACAAAUUUGAUUUCCACAGGACUUCGGUUUCCCCCUACCGAAGGGUUGCUACUACAAGAAGUACGGCUUCACGCGUGAGAUCUUCGUUCUGUUCGAGGCCAAGAACGGCCUAAGGCCUGGCUUUAGCUAUCAACUUGUGAUGCACGGUUCAGUCCAUGGUGCAGCGACCGCUGGAGGAAAGUAUCUAGAAGUGUUCACUAUGGAUGAUGUCAGCGUGAACCCGUACUUGGCCAUUGAACGAGGUGAGGCAAGCUUGAGCAAGAGUCCGGAGAGGACAGCGACUUCGUCCACCUCACCGAGAUGGCUGAACCCAGGAGGUGUGCGCAUCUUGAACGGUGUGGAUAACGUGGUUACGCUGAACAAGGGAGACACCAUUCACAUGGAAUUGGCGGGAGAUCCGGAGUACCAGAUCAAGGCAGCUGCAGUAAUUCGAUUUUACCUCUUCCCGCUUACUACGUGGAACGUCGCAUCGAGUUGCAACGCUGAGUGCAUCCCCUACGACACGGUGGCCUACAUUAAGGUCAACAUUUAGUGUCCAUCUUUCUCGGCAUCUCGGUACCCUUUUCCCUUGUAUUCUCAUGAAAUACAAGGUAAAAGGGGCCAAGAUGAGGGGGCCGAGAUGCAAUCUAGCACACGCUAACUACCCCUGCGGUGCCGUCCAAAACUGCCAAGGUGUCCCCACAGUCCUGAACAGCAACAACAACGUCGUGAAAGUGACCAUGCCUCUGGAGAUGACGAACAUUCAGGGCUCAAUCAAAAUGCAACUGCGCUUGCAUCAACUGCAGCUACCGGAUGAGGGUUGGUUCAGUUCCAGAAUAGGGGCUCAAGUCACGGAUAGCACGGAUUCUAGGCCGUCGUAUAUUCUGUCUGCUGGUGACUAUUUGUGGAAGGAGCCUGAUGCAGGAACGACGAUCGCUAAGAUCGUCACCAGCUUGGGAGAUGGUACUUUUUUUUUGAACUGCAACUGAGUUGAUGUUUAUAGAGUUCAGUUGAUCUUGAUUCCUUUUCUCGUAAUGUGUCCUGGCUUGAUUACAAAAAAUCACUCAACAUCAACAACCUACCUUUCCCACGACAGGCAACCAAAAGCCCUUCAAGGGCCAAACUGGGAAUAUUCUGUACGUGAAGAUUCAAUUUGCGGCUAGUCUAUUUGCUGUGAACUUGGAUGGCGACGCCGGUUUCUCAGUGAAUUUGCCUCCGGGGUAUGCAUGUACUAUCCCAGACCAACUAGGCAAAUUGGCCACCGAAUAUAACCCUUGGGCUGCGCCUAUGGAUCUAAACCUCUACGACCAUCUGAUUCCACAAGGUCGUGGAGCGCCGACAACAGGGGAAUAUGUGGCAGGUAUAAAUAUUACUAGCGGUGUAAAUAUUACUAGUAUUGCGAUUAUAUACUAAAUGAUCUUCUUCUUGACGAAGAGGAGAGACUAUCUGCAGCCAAUGAAUUUGUUGUAGAAAUAGACAUAGAAGUAGAGAUAGUGACUUGUUCACACAUGAAGAUGAAGACCCUUCCGCACACCAUCUUCUCAACAUCCUUCACACCAUCGCUACCAUCGUCCACAACAUCUCUCCAUCAUCUGCCACAGGCACUACCUCACAUGGUUGGUCUGUGAGUUCUAGCAAUACGCGGUUGUGCAAUUUCGCUCUAAAGCAGUUUGGCUUCAUCCCUGCUGGCAGUUCGAUCAUCGUCAAAUUUACAGUGGUAAAUCCUACGACGGCACUCACGCAACGGGAAAAUACCAACGCGUGGACGGUCAGUCAAACGUCGAAAGGUAUUUCGUUUCGACGUAUUUUAGUUAGACGACGAAGGUUAUGCAUCUAUUGUGAAGGUAAAUGUUUCAUGUUAGUUCGGGAGUUUGUUAUGUGGUUUGGCACACAUAUGUGUAUGCAAGUUGUUCCGUUUCAGUUUACGUGUCCACCUCUGACUUCCCACUUUUCUUCUCCUGCACUCAAAUUUUCUACCAGGUUACUACACCCUACCGAAGACGACAACGCCGGUCAUUUUCAAGGCCACAAUUGAGGCGAAUUACAGUAGCAACGUCGCCGUUCUAGGGUAUUUGCGGGACACCAUUCUGCAUCCUUCCGAUAUGAUGGGUGCCAUGAUGAGCAACCGUGUCGUGCGUCCAGUUAAGGGUUUCCAAAUUGCAUUCCUCAAUUAUACCAUCCCGCCUAGCUCUUUUCCUAGUAGAAGAGGAGCCAGGGACGUUCUGAGGAAUGUAAUUCCGUAACCUCUAAUCCAGUGCUCUACAUCUUCUUCAAGACGGAACAAACUCCUGGCAUUUUAGGCUAUGUUUUAGUCGAUGCCCCAACGAAUCCAGUCGGCUCUGGUACGGUCGCUGCGCAGAACUCCAUCGCUUUCGCCUACGACUAUCCGAACUGCGACGCUUCGGAUUUGCCGCAUGAGUACUACGCGUUUCGGCCAGGCGAAAUGACUCACAGGCUUCCAGGAGGCAUCAAGUCCUGUGUGUACGAACGUGGUGCGCAAAACCGCGCUAGAGUGCAAGUUCACGGCAUUGUGCAAUCGAACGCGAAAUACGGCUUCACUCUAAGGAUUGAGAACCCCUACAAGUUCGACAUGUCACAACUGACAAAUUGGAAGAUGUUCACGCAAGACUCACAGGCGCGUUUCGUCGAUGGCAGUUUUGACGGGGUCUUUGAUUCUGGACAGGGAACGAUUCCGCUCACAGAGGGCAUUGGAACGGCAAAUAUUUCGGAUUUGAGUGGGUUAUCGUUUGGUCUCUACCAGAACGAUUUGAAUACGCCACAAGAGAUCCGAUGUGCGAUUUCGAUCCCUCAGAGCGAUUUGAAGCCGUUCAGUGCUAGUUCUACGGUGUCGGAAUUGACGUUUUUCGUCCGAAACUUGCCGACGACAUUGUCGAACGUGAAGCUGAGGUAUUAAACUCACUCCGAAACUGUGUAUACUAGGAGUAGUAGUUGUGCAAGCAUGCAUGAACUUGAACUUAGAAAGCUUGUCGAAUGUGAAGCUGAGGCAUUAAACUCACUCCGAAACAGUGUAUACUAUGUAUGAACUUAAUCUUAGAAAGCUUUAUCUUGUAAUCAUGAAUCUUCCUUAGCGUCUCUACUUCACCACGUACUUUGGACAUCAACUUCAAUUCUUACCUACUGAAUCCCUCUAAUCAAUCACAGGGUGAUCGCUCCGUUCGGUUACAAAUGGCGACCGUCUACGAAGUGGUCGUACCGGAAUAGCGGUCCGUCCGCUACCCUCUAUUCCACUUCCGCGUCCUCAGACUUCCCGCAAGCGACGGCGCCAGUGGCCAACCCGGAUCAUGUUCUCGCGUUUCAGUCAGCGACGUACGACUUCAGUGUGGCGAACAAGCACUACGGUUUCAUCGUGGCCGUUGAGGUGCCCAAUUACAUGCCCCAUGGCAGUUUCGGCAAUUUCACAGCCGAAUUCGGGUAUGAUGGUACCACUUUGGCACAUCGGCCUUACGCUGGAGUGAUCGAGGCACCGAAGAUCCGUGCUCUGACUGGAGCUACGAUCGACUAUUCGAACAAUGUGAGGAGCAAGGAAACUCGAUUAGAACUGACGAUCGAGACGGUCACGGAGCUACCUCAAGGUGGGGGCUUGGUCAUUAUCGCGCCAGACAAAUUUACGUUUCCGAAACCAAAUUGCGGAUUAGAGCCAAUGGUGCCAUUGCCAGAAGGCUUUUCUGACUUGCCUAGUGGCACGACUUGCGGUGUCUGGAGUGCGACGUCAAGAAGACUAGAGCACGACGGUCAAAAAGUAGACGAAGUCGUGGAUGAAAGUAGUGGAGGGGAACAAGUGGGCAGUGGUUUUAUGGGAAUUGGAUCAUCAUCAUCAUCUGGUUCUCUAUCUGUGUCGUCCUCUGGAUCAUCAAAACGGCAAUUGACUGCCACCACUACACGUGCUGAGUUGCGGCUCACUUCAGUGAGCGGAUUGAUGCCUGCCAAGCGGUACGCCUUUGUGCUUUCCACGAAGAACCCGUCUGACGCGGUUACCCAAGCUUCGUCGUUCACCAGUUCGUGUGGAAGCACUUUGUGUUGGGAUUUUUCCUCUGCCCAGGACACGGGUGUGGCGACGUCUUUGGCUAGUGCGGCGAACUCGCAGGACAUGCCGAUUGCAGUUACGAGCUUCCCAGUGAAUUUGCGCAUGAUGGAAUCCCGCUUAUUGCUCUUCGAUCAGCCGAACCACGUGGCCACGCGCCUAGCCACUGGUCGCGACGAUCGGCCCUUGCGUCCCAACUCUUUAGUCUUCAGUUUCAAGCUGAACAACGACGCGAAGACGACGCAGGACAUGCUGGUACGCGCGCCGGACGGGUUCGUGUUCUACGACGACUGCUUGGCUGUUCUGGAGGUCCGCAGUACCACGGUUUUCGGCGGACAGCCGUUUACUAGUGAGUACAAGGAAUGGAGCACGGAGAUCGGAAUUACUAGAUGUCGUGGCUACGGACGGGAGGCGCAUUUUACGAUUGUGCCGAAAGAUAAAGUUUUCCUCACUGCUGGCAUGCUCUACGUCUUCCGCAUCGGCAUCAAGAGCAACCCAAGGUACACGCCGACGCGCAACUUUUUCGCUUUGGAGUUUAACGGAGAGUCUGCGAACACAGAUCUGAUGCCAGGUUUCACGCUGUGGACAUUUACACACACGCAGGUGACGCCACGGUACUAUUUUUGGUCAGAUUUUUUUAUUCAGCAAGCGAAGCUAUGUACUUGCACGUAGUUCAAGUACAGAGGUAAAUAAUCAGUUGUAUCGGGGUUAAGACCUUUCAUAAGACGUCUUUGUGAAGAAAGACCAAUAGACGGCCCACCUCCACCUUUUCCUCACCAGGUCGAUCGCCCGUAGUCCCGGCAACAAUGAGAUUCGGCAUGUCCCCGUACGAUUUAAGCUGCGCAUGUGGAACGACAUCAGUCCCGAUUUGCCCGUUGCCAAUUCUGGAGGUGUACUGAAAAUCGUGGCGCCUCAAGACUUCCAGUUUUCACAAACGAAUGGCGUCUGCAAUAGAAUCAUGAUUCAAGGCGACGAAUUCACAGUCACAGUGGACAAAGAGGACGUCACUUACCCUGCUGAGAUCUGGAGCAUGAACGAGAUCCGCUGCGUUGUCGAAGCAGGUGAUGCCACUAGAGACGGCGUUUCUGGCUCUGACCGCGUCACCCUUCUCUACCUCAACAGUGACAAAUCCUUCAUGGCGCAUCGUGACUACACCAUACAACUGGACGUCCAGAACCCACUAUUGCAUGUAGAGAACCUGGUGUACGAGUUCUUCUUCGUUUCCUACGGCUACGAAGACAUGCGAACGGGCAGUGAAUUGGAUGAAGGCAGUAUCCCUGGAUACGAGGUCAUCCACGUGAUGGAGCGGUACUUCUUGCGAAAUGAGAACGAAUUCCAAGAGCCGAUAAGGAACGGUUUGACGGCGAUUCCAGGACUCUUUGUGCAUUUCGAGUCACCGGUGAGAAUGGACUCAGGCCAUCAGAUCGUGUACAUCGCGCCACGAACGUUCAAAUUGGUGGAACCACUGCCGGAGUUUGAUGUCAAUGUUACGGAGAUGUGCGAACUAGUUUCGACUAUAAAUAUCAUGACGUAUCAACGUGGUUUUUGUUCUCGAAUACUGAACCCUAAAAAGUGACUUUUUGGUGCUUCCCUAAUGGAUUCCCAAACAUUCAAGUCUACUAGUUCUAACCCUCGCCGCCGUCCUUACGAUGCCUCCAAGCCUACGCAAGCAUUGACGAAUACGAAGUGCAACAACUUCCGGUUCGAUCCAGUGGACCAAUUUUACCUGGGUCCGAGAAGCACUGUCUUCUGUUUUGAGAACAUGAUCAUCAUGAACGUGAUUGAUUUCACAGUUCCAAAGGACACCGCCGUGAAGUUCCGCAUUGAUACUGUGAAUCCGCCAGCCACACCAGAAGAAUUCGACAACUUUUGGAGGAUCUAUCAUUUCAACCACAAUGUCUUCGGGAACGAGACGAGAUACAGCAGCGGCAGUGUAGAUACACGGAUACCAGCGACUCUGGCAACCCUGGACCCCUUGUCGUACUUGAGGAACGCACAGGGGAAACAGCAGCUUGUGGUAGAACUUCACUAGCAUACUUGUUGUUUAAUAUUUGUGUAUUUUUAUUGGUAUUCGUUAUCGUUUGUCAUUCAGCACAAUGAGUUUUCGCUUGAUGUUAUCCCACAUUUCUUCCGCUCCACUACGCACAACAACUUCACCUCCACCUACUUAGAAGAAACAGAUGUUUUCAAAAGAAAAGGAAAUUCCAUGCAUCAAACAACGAUAACUCCACCAGGUCUCCGACGUCUACGAGUCGUGGCAGAUUUUGCCACAGCUAAUGGGCGUACAGGUGAAAUUGGGUUUGCUCCCCAACGCCAAUCGUGCUGCAGGCUCACGCUCCGACCUCGAAUUCCGCUUUAUUGCUGUUUCGGUCGCUAACGAGGCACGUUUUACCGCAGACUCACCAGCCGGAUUCGAUUUCACCUUGGCACAGUUAGUAACAGGGCAAGAGAUCAAGAGCGUGGAUGGUCCAACGAUCUCGAUUCGGGUAAACAUCGAUCCUGCAGUCCAGUCGGAAACGAUUAUCCACUUGCAAGAAGUGAAACUAGGAGCGGUGGGAGCGCCAACAGUUUUCUCGAUCACGACGUACUCUUUCCAUUGCUUUUCACCUGAUAUCUUAGUUACCUUGAGAUUAUUUAUUAUUCUUGAUGAUAGCUACAUCAUAGCUGCAGGGCAGAGGCAGUGCGACGAUGGAACAAGAUGAACAUCAACAUAAGCCUUCUUUGUAUACUUGAACUUGUUCCUCCUCCCCAAGCCCAAGAGCCCAAGAACAUGGAAUUAAUGCCAAGUCCCACGACCACCCGAAUACCCUCACAGGUUAAUGAAUUCCGUGACGAAAGACGAAAAACUGAGUUUCGUCCACGGGUUCCACUUGCCUGGUGGCAUCACCGCUUUUGCUGACCCAGCAGGCAUGGAACAGAGACUCUAUAGUGAGUUCUCCAUGCAUCCUAAGGUCUAUCCAGUAAAGGAACAGCUUCCAAUGCGCAUGGCUAGUCCCGCAUUCGCCGACUUCUACAUUCAGCUUACAACUUAUGAGGAUGUUCUUGAUCGACAUAGUUUCUUCAUUCUUAAAGCUUAACUAGAUCUGCGUGUAUCUAUUGUACUGAAAAUGUUGACUCAACAUCUUUCAACAUUUCAACAAGUAGAUGAUUCCGAUGAAUGUUCUUCUUCGUUUCCUCCUUCUUCUAAUCCGCCACUGCCGAAGCCGGGAGCUACUUGCGUGUCACCGGACCGCCCUACGACAUUUCCAGCCAGCAUUUCGCUAUUCACGAGUACGACGAAGACAAUCUGGCAGUGGAUACCAAGCACAAAAAAGCGGGAACAGCAAAGUCAUUCGCAGUCAAUUUUGCGAACAAUGGCAUGAUCGACGUGUUGCUGCAAGAACCAUUGUUGAAGGAAGUGAAGUACGUGGUAACGAUCUUUGCAACAACACCAGUCGUGCCAGGUGAAAGCUGGAGAAUCGAAACCAGAACAUGGAAAGACUUGCAGGUAGAAUUUAAAGCAGCGAGCUCUCCAUUUACUUUUAUCAUUUUGUUCCUCUAUUUGGCUCCACCACCUCUGGUAGGCGGAAAGACUUGCAGUGAUCAUUUCCUAGCUCCAUUGUUACCACGGAUUCUAGAGUUGCUCUUCUUGCCACUCUUAGCUCCAUUAUUACCACUGAUUCUAGAGUUGCUCUUCUUGCCACGUUGUUAGCACUAUUACAUCCCAACAUAGGAAAAAAUACCAUAUAUCACAGGUUCCAGAGUGUCAGCCCAAGAUGCUGGAUCCUAGUGUGGGGAUUCCGACUGACGUGCAGUGUCUGCCCUCCAACACGAACGAUGGUGCACAAGGCGGCUUCCAUCUAGUCGGUAGGAUCUCUGUCACCGCCUCUGCGCCAGCCGGUUCUCCGCCACUUGCCAAAUUAGUGACCAGAAUCCGCAUAGACCCAGGAGCGUCGACGCCGAAUAGGCUAAAGAUCGUUGCGCCACCAAGGUUCAACUUCACUGCGGGUAACAGUCUCUUGACAUCAUCGUUGGACGUGUUGGAUUGUCGUAGAUUCUCACCAGCAAUGGCAGGAAGAAAUGUGGCGCUGUGUACCUGUCGGCAAGACGGUUUGCAGUCCGAAGUGUCCAUUGACUUGCUCAUGGUCCCGCCUAGGGUACUUUUCCUCUGUGAUUUGUUCAUCAUAGACAACGAGGUGGUUUUGAAACAAACGACAUUGAGGAAAUUCUGAAAAGUCUACGUAGACAGAAAAACGCAUCAGUACCACUGUUACUACUCAUCAUGAUCAUUCAUUGUCGCUGCUACUAAGAAACUGUGACUUUAUCUUUUUCGAAAUCAAAACUGCCUACAAAAACCAGAAAACGCCCGAUCCAACUGCGUGGUUCGUCAUUGGGGAAGAUUUUCAAACCGGUGCUAUCCAGAGUUGGGGUGAAGAUUCCGUGGGUUAUCCUAUCCAACAAAUGGCUGAAGCGACAGUCCUGUAUGCAGCAGUGCCAGGUGUAGAGUCUGAAAUCACUUUCGGCUUCUUCUCUAGUGUCACGCUGGAAGGAGGAGGCGAGAUUCUGGUAUUUUUCUACUAACAAACUUGCUUUUUAAUUUACUUAAAUACUUAUCAGGUUCACUCAUAUAUCUGAAAUAAUAAUAAACAAAGCACUAGUGCUUGUUCCUUAUGCUUAUCAGGAUGAGGAGGUGGUUUUUUUUGUCUUACAUCAAUAAUGCAUGGUGGAUUUAUUUCUCCUAUAAGUCAGUUUUGAGUGUAAAAACUUUUGCGUGGACAAAAGAUUUUGACCUUCCACUACAACAUCAGAUUCUAGUGCCGCAAGCGUUCGAGGUGGAGUGUGACGAAGGAAAGUUGAAGCCCAUUUCUCUCUUGGUAGAUCCAAGGAAUCCACCUGUUUGCGAUACUUCAGGGAACAGCCAAGUGCGGUUGAAAUUGUCAGCGACACUUCCGGCAGCGAGAUAUGCCUUUAGUAUGCGAACGAUGGUUCCACCGACGACGCCUAUAGAAAACGUCUUUUCCUUGCUCCUCUACGACCUCGAGAAAGAGGUGAAGGAUGCAGCGAUGGACAUGCCGGGAAUUCAGAUAUUGUCGGGAAUCGAUAUACGAUGUACUGAGAUUUUUGCCUAUUCUUGCAACUACUACCGGUUAGUUUUCACCUCGACAAUAUUAGGCUUAUCCCGUGCAACAAACUAUCUCCUUCAUUUUUUACUAAUUUUGAUUACUGGACUACGUACAGCUACAGACUCCACUGCAAUCAACCACAAGUUAUGACUACCAUCAAAGCUCGUCCUAGCACGACCAUAAUUUGAAAUCAAGAUCAAGCACAUCAAGUACCACGAACAACACUCCUCGUAACUGUAGACUUCAAAUAAAAAUCUUCAGUCGACGCUCUCACCUGGAACCGUGCUGACGCAAACAAGAAGAGUCAGAUAAUGGUCUCCUUUACUGUCUUCGAGAGUACCACUUCUUUCGGUGCCCGCUCACUGCGUGACCUUGGUGAGGUGCUGAUCAACUUCCCGGAAGGCUUUUUCCACACGAUCGUGAGUUUUUCGGAAGUCAAAGUUUUCCGCAACGGAGAUGCUGGUGGCAUGCCACUAGUGAUGGACGAGGAAGAUGUGCCUAGGUGGCUCGAUUACACUCAGCCAGACCGCUUGCGGAUUAAUCUGAUGACAGGCAAAGACGUUUCGCCGUCUGGGCUGGAAGGACAGGGAUCCUACGCAUUCACCUUCUCAGUGGCCGUGCCAGCACAAAUACCACCAUAUAACGUACUGUUUAUCUUCAUCUUUCAUGAUGGGCAGAUAGUGGCUUGAAAUUGAAUAGUCAAAAGUAGUCAACACUCGUACGUCAAGGGGAACAGCUUAUAACUAUUCUUUCAUGAUCGGCACACAAAAGUCAUCAUUUCCUUUUUUAUCAAGUAGCAAGCUUACUUCAUUGUCGAAACCAAGUCCAAUCUUCUUAAUCCAAACCAAAUCCAACAACGGGAACGUUUGACUUGAAUCAAUCAGUUACCAAACGUGAAACCUCAUCCACAGGUGUGGCGCGUUUCCUUGUGUGAGGGUAGUGGUGGCUGCAUUUCCGCCUUCGACUCCAGUGUCAAGCUGAGUUUCCCAGUACCUGGGUUCGUGCAUGGGCAGAUGUCACCCGGAAAUGGGGAGGCUCCGCUGCUGGCCUCAUUAUCCAGCGAGGAAGAAGCUACCGGUGCUGCGUUUAAGCCUGCGGCAUUGCCGGUCAUGCUGCUCAGCUUCUCGCUGUUCACCAGCUUUUGGCUGUUCUUCUGA
Amoebophrya sp. A25 is the source of this 19457-nucleotide messenger RNA. NCBI's taxonomy places the organism in Eukaryota, Dinophyceae, Syndiniales, Amoebophryaceae. The record is from the annotation of a GenBank genome assembly.